GGUCUGGCCACGCUUAUGUCAAAAUUGGUUUCCGCUGAUUUGACAAUGCCCCUUAGUUCUCCUUUUCAUUUCUUUUUCUCGUAGAAAUGCCACCUAAAAAGCCAACCGAGAAAUCCGCGAAGCCUGGCGAUAAGAAGCCAGAGCAGAAGAAGGCUGCCGCCGCGGCGCCCGCUGCUGCCAAGAAGGAGGCACCAGCUGCAGCUAAACCCGCUGCCGCUGCUGCACCCAAGAAGGCUGCUGCGCCCGCUGCCAAUCCGCCCAGCCCUGGUGCCGCUAAGCCCGCAGCUGCUGCUGCUAAGAAGCCCGCCGUGAAGAAGACCGUGACGAAGCCAAAGGUCACAGCUGCUGCCAAGAAGGCGGCUGCCAAGCAGCCACAAAGGCUGCCGAACGCCAAGGUGGCAGUGAGAUAACUUUUACUGCUAUAAUAACUUCAUAAAACCCAACGCCAACAGAUCGUCAAGGGUGCUUUUGGCACACGCACGCGCAAGAUCCGCACCAAUGUGCACUUCCGUCGUCCAACAACGUUGAAGUUGCCCCGCAAUCCCAAAUACCCAAGGAAGUCGGUGCCAACCAGGAAUCGCAUGGAUGCUUACAACAUCAUCAAAUACCCGUUGACCACGGAAGCAGCCAUGAAGAAGAUCGAGGAUAACAACACUCUGGUCUUCCUCACACACCUGCGCGCCAACAAGAACCAUGUGCGUGCCGCGGUCCGUAAGCUGUACGACAUCAAGGUGGCUAAGGUUAACAUUCUGAUCCGUCCCGAUGGUCAGAAGAAGGCUUAUGUGCGCCUGGCGCGUGACUACGAUGCUCUGGAUAUCGCCAACAAGAUCGGCAUCAUAUAAACAUUUUUGUCUAUAAACAAAAUAAUAACUAAGCUGACACGAUUCGAGUCUGGGUAUAAUAAACAAACAACAAAAACACCACUCAAAAACAACAA
Drosophila innubila is the source of this 937-nucleotide messenger RNA. It is a transcript of the gene RpL23A, whose product is annotated as 60S ribosomal protein L23a. Gene Ontology annotation, cellular component: cytosolic large ribosomal subunit; ribosome. Gene Ontology annotation, molecular function: structural constituent of ribosome; rRNA binding. Gene Ontology annotation, biological process: translation; ribosomal large subunit assembly. The record is from RefSeq and is a predicted model, not a curated record. Lineage: Eukaryota; Metazoa; Arthropoda; Insecta; Diptera; Drosophilidae.